ACAAAGCCAAACACAACAAUGCUCACCAUUGUAGUAGUCACCCCCUAAGCCAAAAAAAAUAAAAAAAAUAAAAAAAAUCGGAUUCUCUCUUCAUCACAAAAGGAAACCACAAUCUUGAUCAUAAAAAACACUGAAAACACCAUUUUUUCUAGAUCUCAGAUCCAUCAGGUAAUCACAAAAUCCUCUCUCUGUCCAUUUUUUCUCUCCUCAAUAAAUAUCCUGGUUUGGUUUUAUCGAUGGAGAGUUUAGCGCAACUAGAAGCAUUGUGCGAGAGGCUAUACAAUUCGCAAGACUCUGCAGAGAGAGCACACGCGGAGAAUGCAUUGAAAUGCUUUUCAGUGAAUACCGAUUACAUUUCGCAAUGCCAGUACAUUCUUGACAAUGCGUCUACGCCUUACUCGUUGAUGCUCGCCAGUUCUAGUUUGUUGAAACAAGUCACUGAUCAUAGCCUCUCUUUGCAGCUCCGUCUUGAUAUCAGGAAUUACUUGAUUAACUAUUUGGCUACGAGAGGACCGUUACCACAGUUUGUUAAUGCGUCUUUGAUUCAACUUCUCUGUCGUGUUACGAAGUUUGGAUGGUUUGAUGAUGAUAGAUUUAGAGAAGUGGUCAAGGAGGCUACUGAUUUCUUGAGUCAGGCAUCUAAGGAGCACUAUGAAAUUGGUUUGAAGAUACUGAAUCAACUUGUGUCUGAAAUGAACCAGCCAAAUUCAGGGUUGCCUUCAACAAAUCAUCGAAGGGUAGCUUGCUCCUUUAGGGACCAGUCGCUUUUUCAAAUAUUCCAAAUUUCUUUAACAUCAUUGAGUCAACUGAAAAAUGACGUUACGAGUCGAUUGCAAGAGUUGGCACUUUCUCUUUCGCUAAAAUGUUUAUCUUUUGAUUUUGUUGGGACAUCAAUUGAUGAAAGUUCAGAGGAGUUUGGUACUAUUCAGAUACCGUCGUCCUGGAGGCCUGUUUUAGAGGAUCCAUCAACUUUGCAGAUCUUUUUUGAUUAUUAUGCCAUUACAACAUCUCCUCGUUCAAAAGAGGCUCUGGAAUGCUUGGUUCGAUUAGCAUCAGUACGACGCUCUUUGUUCACAAAUGAUGCUGCCCGUUCCAAGUUUUUGGCCCAUUUGAUGACAGGAACCAAGGAAAUUCUACAAACAGGACGAGGUCUUGCUGAUCAUGAUAAUUAUCAUGAGUAUUGCCGUCUUCUUGGACGUUUCAGAGUGAAUUAUCAGUUGUCAGAGCUUGUGAACGUGGAAGGCUACAGUGAUUGGAUACAGUUGGUGGCAGAAUUCACUUUAAAGUCUUUGCAGUCUUGGCAGUGGGCCAGCAGCAGUGUAUAUUAUCUUCUAGGGUUGUGGUCCAGAUUGGUGACAUCUGUACCAUACUUGAAGGGCGAGGCACCUAGUUUGCUUGAUGAGUUUGUGCCCAAAAUUACUGAAGGCUUUAUAACAUCAAGAUUUAACUCUGUGCAGGCUGGAUUCACUGACGAUGAAGAUCCAUUAGACAAUGUUGAGCUUCUUCAAGACCAGCUAGAUUGCUUUCCUUAUCUUUGCAGAUUUCAGUAUCAAAGCAGCAGUUUUUAUAUAAUAAACACAAUGGAGCCUAUUCUGCAAUCAUACACGGAAAGAGCACGGCUACAGACUGCUGAUAACAAUGAACUUGCUGUUAUUGAGGCAAAACUUUCUUGGAUUGUUCAUAUCAUUGCUGCUAUUCUUAAAAUUAAACAAUCUACUGGCUGUAGUGUGGAGUCGCAAGAAGUGCUUGAUGCAGAACUUUCAGCUCGUGUUUUGCAAUUAAUAAAUGUUACUGACAGUGGGCUACAUAGCCAGAGAUAUGGUGAAUUAAGCAAGCAAAGACUUGAUCGAGCGAUUCUUACCUUCUUUCAGCAUUUCCGUAAGUCUUAUGUUGGUGAUCAGGCUGUGCACUCAUCUAAGCAGCUAUAUGCUCGUUUGUCUGAACUUCUUGGACUCAGUGAUCAUCUACUACUAUUGAAUGUGAUUGUUUCAAAAAUAGCUACAAAUUUAAAGUGUUAUACAGAGAGUGAGGAGGUCAUUAAUCAUACAUUAAGCUUAUUCUUGGAGCUGGCAUCCGGGUAUAUGACUGGAAAGCUGCUUCUGAAACUGGAUGCUAUCAAAUUUAUAGUUGCCAACCAUACUAGGGAACAUUUUCCCUUCUUAGAAGAAUAUAGAAGCUCUCGUAGCAGAACAACCUUCUAUUAUACUAUUGGCUGGUUAAUAUUUAUGGAGGAUAGCCCAGUGAAAUUCAAGUCUUCGAUGGAACCGCUUUUGCAAGUUUUUUUAAGGUUGGAAACAACUCCUGAUUCGAUGUUUCGGACUGAUGCUGUGAAGUAUGCACUAAUUGGGUUAAUGAGGGAUCUUAGAGGAAUUGCUAUGGCCACAAAUAGUCGAAGAACGUAUGGGCUUUUAUUUGAUUGGCUGUAUCCUGCUCACAUGCCGCUUCUCUUGAAAGGCAUCUCACAUUGGACAGACACACCAGAGGUGACAACCCCUUUAUUAAAAUUCAUGGCUGAAUUUGUGUUGAACAAGGCCCAACGUUUAACUUUUGAUUCGUCAUCUCCUAAUGGCAUUCUUCUUUUCCGGGAAGUCAGCAAAGUAAUUGUAGCCUAUGGAACGAGGAUUUUAUCUCUUCCAAAUGUUGCUGACAUAUAUGGCUACAAAUACAAGGGGAUAUGGAUUUGCCUAACCAUUCUCUCAAGAGCUCUCGCUGGAAACUAUGUCAACUUUGGUGUCUUUGAACUGUAUGGUGAUAGAGCACUCUCUGAUGCACUUGAUAUUGCUCUAAAGAUGACACUCUCGAUUCCUCUUGCUGAUAUAUUGGCAUUUCGAAAGCUAACAAGGGCAUACUUUGCAUUCUUGGAGGUUCUAUUCAGCAGCCACAUUGUUUUCGUAUUGAAUCUGGAUACAAACACCUUCAUGCAUAUUGUUGGUUCCCUGGAAUCAGGUCUUAAAGGUCUGGAUACGAAUAUCUCAUCACAGUGUGCAUCUGCUGUUGACAAUUUGGCUGCUUAUUACUUCAACAACAUCACAAUGGGGGAGGUACCCACUUCACCCACUGCAAUUAAUCUUGCUCGUCAUAUUGCAGACUGCCCCAAUUUGUUUCCAGAGAUACUGAAGACUCUGUUUGAGAUUGUUUUAUUUGAGGACUGUGGCAAUCAGUGGAGUCUUAGCAGACCCAUGCUGAGCUUAACUAUCAUUAGUGAGCAGAUAUUCUCCGAUUUGAAAGCUCAAAUCUUGGCUUCACAGCCUGUGGAUCAACAUCAGCGGCUUGCCCUUUGUUUUGAUAAACUGAUGGCAGAUGUUACUCGAAGCUUGGAUUCAAAGAACAGGGAUAAAUUUACUCAAAAUCUGACGGUUUUCAGGCAUGAAUUUCGUGUCAAAUAGUUCCAAUGUCUUUGCUUGUUGCUCUGCUUUGCUUUGGGGACUGAAUUACACCUGCAGAAGAUUUUGAUUUGAAGAAUUGCCAUACGCAUGCUUCAUACACAGUUGUACACAAACACAUGGUUUUGUUGCUCAUUGACAAGGGAACAUGUUUCUUCUGCAGUCUUUAGACUUUGUUACCCAAAUCAUGUGAAGCAGAUAUUUUGUAAAACCCAAAUGUCUGCUAUGGAGAAGGUGUUGUGUGGAUUUUUGUUUUUUUUUUGUAGACCCUCCCUCCUCUCAAAGAGUCAAAAGUUUUUAAGAGGGAUGAUACUAGAAGUUUAGAUAGGGUACUAUGCCAAGGGGGUCAUUAAAAGGUGUGGUGGUGGUGGUGGUGGUGGUUUGAUAGAUAAUUUUAGGGUAUCGAUUCUUUUUAGAACAAAGAUGUAAAUCAUGAUGUUUACUUGGUGUUUUAGAGGUGGGCCAGUUGGAAAUAGAUUAUUUUGUACAUUAACCCCUACUUUAUUCUUUGUAUUUGUUGAUAAUAGAAAGGAGAAGGGAUGAAAUUUCAGUCA
Molecule: messenger RNA, 3937 nt
Organism: Populus trichocarpa (black cottonwood)
Lineage: Eukaryota; Viridiplantae; Streptophyta; Magnoliopsida; Malpighiales; Salicaceae
Exons: 29
Coding region: 237-3386 (1049 amino acids)
Biological process (GO): protein export from nucleus
Cellular component (GO): nuclear pore; cytoplasm
Molecular function (GO): nuclear export signal receptor activity; small GTPase binding
Source: RefSeq, a predicted model, not a curated record